AAUAGAACGAUCAACUUUUUCCAAGUGAUCAUUUUAUUGUCCUGUGACAAAUAGUUUUUUGCUCCUGUUAACAGCCUACCUUUAGGGUCAAAGUCUAUUUGGUUAAAACUGUAGUCGAAAUAAGAUUAGACAUAGCUGCAAAAUCUUCAGAAAGAAAGUGUUAAAAAUUAUAAUGGCAAGUUGUGCAGGAAAACUGUUAGGAAAGGUGGCUAUUGUUACUGCAUCAACAGAGGGUAUUGGUUUUGCAAUAGCAAGACGUUUAGGACAAGAUGGAGCCAAGGUUAUGAUAAGUAGCAGAAAAGAAGAUAAUGUAAAACAGGCAGUUGAAAAACUGAAAAAUGAAAAGUUGGAAGUUGAAGGAAUGGUUUGUCAUGUUGGUAAAACAAAUGAUAGAUCUAAUCUUGUGAAAAAGACAAUUGAAAGAUUUGGUGCCAUUGAUAUUUUGGUUUCCAAUGCAGCAGUCAAUCCUUACUUCGGACCUAUGAUGAAUAUUAAAGAAGAACAAUGGGACAAGAUAUUUGAUAUCAAUGUAAAAGCAGCAUUUUUAUUAUGUCAAGAAGCGGUACCACAUAUUGCCAAAAGAGGGAGUGGAUCAAUUAUAUUAGUUAGCUCUGUAGCUGGUUAUUCUCCACUAUCUUUACUAGGUCCUUAUGGUGUGAGUAAGACAGCUCUGUUGGGUUUAGCUAAAGCAAUGGCACCUGAAUUAGCACAGUCCAAUAUUCGAGUUAAUGUAUUAGCUCCUGGGAUUAUUAAAACUAAUUUUAGUAAAGCAAUAUGGACAAAUGAUAAUGUUCAUAAUCAAGUAGUUAAACAAAUACCUAUGAACAGAAUGGGAGAACCUGAAGAUUGUGCUGGAACAGUUUCUUUCUUAGCCUCAGAUGAUUCCAAAUAUAUAACUGGUGAAUCAAUACUGGUUACUGGUGGAAUGACAGCUAGGCUUUAAUCAAAAUCUCCUAAAACUAAUUUACCAACUGCUAAUAAUUCAUAUAUAUAAUUUAAGGAUAAUUAUACAAAAUUGAGAAAUAUCAAGAAAAUUAUAUGUAAGUUAUUAAUGCCAAGUUGAAGAAAAAAUAUGGAUGUUUUUUUGUUCCAGAAGAAAAACAUUUGUUGAAAUAAUCAUAUUUGUUAAUAAAUAAUGCAAUUGUU
Messenger RNA from Lottia gigantea (owl limpet), 1146 nucleotides. RefSeq lists its product as hypothetical. Gene Ontology annotation, molecular function: carbonyl reductase (NADPH) activity. Bases 173 to 943 code for a protein of 256 amino acids. Lineage: Eukaryota; Metazoa; Mollusca; Gastropoda; Lottiidae. The record is from RefSeq and is a predicted model, not a curated record. The transcript is spliced from 10 exons.